UGGCUUUUUAGUCAAUACCAUACAGUUUGCAAAAAAAUCACAGCAUUGUGUUUCGAGACACAAAACUGUAUGAAACCUUUGGUCCGCGUAAUGAUUUUGCCCAAUAUCUUUCUAAUAUGCAUAUUCUUGAGCGUGACAUGGGUGGAGGCCAAACCGAAGGUGUAUAUUAAGUUUACGAAUGCGCACUGCGAGUCCUUCAAUAAAUCCUGGGUGGUGAUAAACGAGUGUCGUUUGCGUGCGAUAGAACGAGAUGUGACGGCGCUCAAUAUAAAUAUAUCAUUUUUGCAUCCAGCCGACGAUAUUAAGUUGAGCAUUGCUUACUUGAAGAAAGCCAACGGCUAUAAGCCUUUUGUGCUGAAUUCGACUCUAGAUGCUUGUGAAUAUAUCCACAAGAGGAAUAAUCCCAUUGCCAAUUUGUUGUACCCAUUUUUUGUACCAUUCAGUAAUAUAAAUCACACUUGUCCAUAUGUUGGUGAUCAAAUCGUAAAGAACUUUUAUCCGAAGAAUGAGAUAGUUAGACUGGUUUUACCGAUGGGAGAUUAUCUUGUGAUGAUGUCAUGGAUUCUAAGCAAAAGGAAGACUUUUGUUACCAAUGUAUAUUUCACUUUUAAUGGGUGAAAUUUCGAUCUGGACAUUGGACUAUAUAAUAUGUAACUUCUCCACACUUUUCUAUAAGUAGUUUGGGUAGCAACUUUGUAGACGUAGAGGACGUAAUUUAGAAUCACAAGGGUUUA
Messenger RNA from Bactrocera tryoni, 734 nucleotides. RefSeq lists its product as uncharacterized. The transcript is spliced from 4 exons. Bases 70 to 618 code for a protein of 182 amino acids. Lineage: Eukaryota; Metazoa; Arthropoda; Insecta; Diptera; Tephritidae. The record is from RefSeq and is a predicted model, not a curated record.